CCAGCUUAAGUCACAACCAUAAAUUGGCAAACAACUGGUCAACCAGUGCUUCUAUUUGCAACUGGAUUGGAGUUGUUUGCGGAUCUAAACACCAUAGAGUGGUCGCAUUCAACAUAUCGAGUAUGGGUAUUGUGGGUACCCUUUCUCCACAAUUAGGCAACCUCUCAUUUCUUGUUUCUCUUAACAUAAGUCACAACAGUUUCUAUGGAAAUUUGCCUAGAGAGUUAGCCAGCCUACGCCGACUACAAUACAUAGAUUUCGGUUAUAAUAAUUUUAGUGGAAAAAUUCCAGAGGAGAUUGGCAAUCUUGAGAAUACAAAAUGGGUGAUAUUGGAAGUUAACCAACUCGAUGGUCCUAUUCCCUUCACCAUCUUCAACAUUUCCACAUUACAAAAUUUGGUCCUCAACAAUAAUAGCUUAUCUGACUCUCUUCCGAUGAAGCUCUGUCAGCAUGCUACAAGACUCAAAGCGCUUCUCCUGCAUUACAACAAGUUGAGUGGUUAUAUUCCAAAGAAUUUAUCAAGUUGCUCAGAACUUGAACAAUUGCGGUUGAGUUACAACAAUUUUGUUGGGACAAUUCCAAAAGAGAUUGGGAGCUUAAAUAUGCUUCAGAUUUUAAGACUCGGCGGUAACAAGUUGGAAGGAAUAAUACCUGAAACAAUAUUUAACAUGUCUACACUAACUUUUAUAAGCAUGGGAAACAACAAUUUGUCUGGUAUUCUCCCACCAAACAUGUGUUUACAUCUUCAAAAGCUUGAAAAACUUUACUUGUAUAAGAACAAGCUAUAUGGCAACAUUCCAAGAAGCAUAGGUGAAUGCUCUUCACUUAAAUACCUCAUAAUGUGGGAGAAUUCCUUGUCAGGUGAAAUAUCAAGAGAGUUGGGCAACCUUGAUAGACUAGAGAUCCUUGAGUUGCAAUAUAAUGGAUUAAGUGGUUUUAUUCCGUGGGGAAUCUUCAAUAUUUCAACUCUUGAAGUACUGGACCUGUCAUUUAAUGAGUUUUCAGGUUUAAUCUCUGAUUGUUUAGGGAACAUUUCUUCCCUGGAAAAGAUCUAUUUGUAUGAAAAUGAAUUCACAGUCUUCCCUCCUACCCUAUGGAGCAUUAAAAAUCUUUUGAUUCUCGACUUGAGUUCGAAUAACUUGAGCGGUUCUCUACCUCAAGAAAUUGGGAACGCAAAGACGGCAAUAGCAAUUGAUCUCUCAAAUAACAAACUAUCUGGAGAUAUUCCAAGUAGUAUUGGAGGCUUGACAAGGUUAAUCAAUUUUUCUGUGGCCAAUAACAAAAUCCAGGGUUCUAUUCCUGACAAUUUUGGCAAACUCCUGGAUCUACAUUCAUUAGAUCUUUCCGAUAAUAAAAUCUCCGGAAUGAUUCCCAAGUCAUUGGAGGGACUUAUAAGUAUGAACUAUUUCAAUGCUUCGUACAACAAAUUAACCGGAGAAAUCCCAAGUGGAGGCCCUUUUGUCAACUUCACUUAUGAAUCAUUCUUGGGGAAUGAUGGUCUAUGCGGUACUCCUAGGAUGCAUGUCCCACCUUGCCUAGCUCAUAAUCUGCAUCAAUCAAAGAAGGACAGAGUGAUUUUCAUUGUACUUGUCUCGUUGGCAGUUCUUAUAGUACUAAUUGCCUCUGUUUCUGUGCUAUACAUCUUCAAGAGGCACAACAUAGAGGAGGUUCCAGAUGAACCAAACUUUCUGUCAGCAACAACCCCAGCAAGAUAUUCGUACUAUGAACUCCAACGGGCAACAAAUGGGUUUGAUGAAAGCAACUCGCUAGGUAGUGGAAGCUUUGGAUCAGUUUAUAAAGGGAUUUUAACAAAUGGGAUGCAAGUAGCUGUCAAGGUUUUUCGUUUGGAACAUGAAGGUUCAAAUAGGAGUUUUGACAGUGAAUGUGAGGUUUUACACAGCAUUCGUCACAGAAAUCUCACAAAGGUCCUUGGUAGUUGCUCCAACUUGAAUUUUAAAGCAUUGCUGCUAGAGUACAUGCCCAAUGGGUGUUUACAUAAGUGGUUGCAUUCUCACAGUUAUUUCUUGGACAUGAUACAAAGAGUGAGUAUAAUGAUAGAUGUGGCAUCUGCUUUGGAAUAUCUCCACUAUGGUUACUCCAAUCCUAUCAUCCAUUGCGACUUGAAACCCAGUAAUGUCUUAAUAGAUACUGAUAUGGUGGGACAUUUGAGUGACUUCGGUGUUGCAAAGCUCUUAGAAGAUGGAAACUCCAUUGCCAUUACAAACACCUUAGCGACAAUUGGUUACAUUGCUCCAGAGUAUGGGCAAGAAGGUCUUAUAUCCACACGUAGCGAUAUGUACAGUUAUGGUAUUAUGUUGCUUGAAGUUUUCACGAAGACUCAGCCUGGAGAUGAAAUGUUCAGCGAAGAUUUAUGUCUGAGAAGUUGGGUGCACACUGCACUUCCUGUAAAUACAAGUCAGAUUAUAGAUCCAAAUUUACUUGAACCAAAUGAAGAAAAGUACGAUGAAAAGUUGCAGUGUGUGUCGGCUAUCUUUGACAUAGGCAUUAAAUGCUCAACAAAAUCCCCUCGAGAGAGGAUGAAUAUCAAAGAUGCCUUAUCAGCAUUGAUAAAGAUCAAAACCCAACUUCUUUCCCUGUAUGCAAGCAUUUAGAGUAGUAUGUAUUAGCAUCUCCUAUUGUAUCUUUCUUUAAAAUGGAAAUAAAAUGCAGCAGAUACAGUUUAUGUACACAAAUCCUAUUUAGUCAUUUACUAGGUCUUCUUCAGCUGCAUCUUCUUUCCAGAAUUCUGUUUUAAGUUUUCUCUUUAUCCAUGCCCCAGCUUCAUUAUAACCUCACUCGCCUUGCUCCAUGGAUUUAGAGAUCUUGGAGGAAGUAUUGGUCUAGAGUAUAGUAAGUAGUAACACAGUUGUUAUACACAAAUCCGGCCAGUAACAUUGUUUGCAAUUGUUUAGAAAUAUUUUAUUUUUAUUAAUUUAAAUAUGAUUGUUACAA
Messenger RNA from Ipomoea triloba (trilobed morning glory), 2952 nucleotides. Its product is annotated as probable LRR receptor-like serine/threonine-protein kinase At3g47570. Gene Ontology annotation, biological process: protein phosphorylation. Lineage: Eukaryota; Viridiplantae; Streptophyta; Magnoliopsida; Solanales; Convolvulaceae. The record is from RefSeq and is a predicted model, not a curated record. The coding region runs from base 123 to 2612 and encodes 829 amino acids. Gene Ontology annotation, molecular function: protein binding; protein kinase activity; ATP binding. The transcript has 5 exons.